Mercurialis annua (annual mercury) is the source of this 1350-nucleotide messenger RNA. Its product is annotated as B3 domain-containing transcription factor VRN1-like. Gene Ontology annotation, molecular function: DNA binding. The coding region runs from base 1 to 1350 and encodes 449 amino acids. Lineage: Eukaryota; Viridiplantae; Streptophyta; Magnoliopsida; Malpighiales; Euphorbiaceae. The record is from RefSeq and is a predicted model, not a curated record. The transcript is spliced from 4 exons.
AUGGAAUAUGAAGAGUCUGUUGGAAUAAGAAACCAUUAUGAUCAGAACAAUGAAAGCUUGCCGGUGCCGGUGCCAGCCAAGAAGAACACAAAUGCCUUCAAAAAAGCCGCUGCCAGUGAAGUUCUUGAAACAUAUAGACCGACGUUGCAUUCAAAAGAAAAAGCUGGUAUGCAUAAAUUAACAUUAGUUAUUUAUAUUUCAAUUGUUUUCACUGUUAUAAACUCAAAAACACUAAUUAAAUUGAAACAUUAUAUACAGAUGCUUCCAUCUUUUACAAGGAGUUUUGGCAAGGAAUUUCGCAGUAAUAAAUUUGCUACACUUAGUUUUCCAAAUGGGUUUUCUGUGAGAGUUAGAUUGACAAAAAAAGACAACAAAAGAGCUUGUCUAGACAUUGCUAAACUGGUGGAACUUGGUUAUCUACAUAAAGGCUUCAUUCUGGGAUUCACAUACAAAGGUUUCUCGUUCUUUAAAGUUGCCGUAUUUGAUCCUUCUCAAGCUUUUCUUCAAAUUGAAUAUCCAUGCAACGUUACAAAAUCCAAUAAGCAACGUUUCAGUCAUAAGCAGACUCGGUUCUGUAACAAUGAGGAGACUGAUGAUGAUCAAGAAACUGAAUCUGAUAAUGAUGAUGAUCAAGAAACUACAGACGACGACGACGAUGAUGAUGAUAGUGAUCGAGAAACUACAUCUGAUGAUGAUGGUGGCGACGACGAAGAUCAAGAAACUACAGACGAUGAUAAAGAAGAUAGAAAGGAAUCUUUGAAAAGGAAAAACAAGUUUAAAUCUUCCAUGCAUCAAAGAAGUAACAAAGAUGGCAAAAGGGUUGAUGCUCGUGAUGAUUAUAGAUCACCAAAUAUGACAAGCAACCGCAAAAAGUCACAGAAAAAGUGCAAGAUAGAAGAAGAGGAAACGGAUUCAGAUGAAAAUGAAUCUUCAGCAUCCGAAACAGAAUCAGAAAUCGUAGUGACAAAAAACUUUGCAAGCAUCUACAGAAACUUGUCUCCAGAAAGCAAGAGGGCAGUGAAAGCAGCAAAAAAAUGCAAGCCAACAAGUCCUGCUUUCAUGGCUGUCCUAACGUCACAGACUAUCCGUGCCUUGUACAUACCGGCUGCAUUUUCCGACAAGUAUCUCCGCGCGAUUUCUAGAGAGGACGUCAAAAUUCAAAAAUCUUAUGGAAAGGAACGGCAAAAGGAGUGGUUAGUACGAGCAUUACGGAGAGAUUACGGGAUGAUUUUCACCGAAGGGUGGGGUCGCUUUUCGAAAGACAACAGUUUAUCCCUGGGAGAUGUAUGUGUUUUUGAGCUGAUCGAUUCCAAGAAUUUCGUGUUUAAAGCUUCGAUAUUUGAUGCUUAA